GUCACGCUACGCCCGUAUGCAUUCUACACUACGUGUUCCACGGAGCGGUCAUCAAUAAAGCACCCCUUGUGGCUACUUGGCCGCCGUAGGGUCUGAUGAGCCCUGCGCUGAGACCUCACGCCCGCAAUAUCGGGCUAUCUCAGGUGCUUUUAGUGCGCUUCGCUGGUGCAUAGACGUCGUAGCGGUAUAUAUUGUGAUGGGUUUCGGUCCCUGAGACCCCAGCAACUGUGCCGUUCUCGGUCUUUGGCUUACUAGCAGCCCGUGCCUUGCUAUGGGCUUGUCUCACAAUCGCCUUAUCCUAUGCGCGCUCCUAACUCUCACCGUCGCCGCAUCCAGUACCGUCCACCAGCGAUCGAGAUCCACACUGGGACUGAAUGACGCAGCUAAGGCGGCGAAGAAGCUCUACUUCGGUACGGCGACGAACGCUGACCAGUGGAACGACACUACCUACUAUGACAUCUUGAAGGACGAUGCCGAAUUUGGGCAGAUCACUCCUGCCAAUGUCAUGAAAUGGUUUGACACUGAGCCCGAGCCCGGCGUUUUCAACUUCACGGAUGGAGACGUUAUUGCGAAUUUCGCGAAGAGGACUGGCAAGAAGCUACGCGGGCACAAUUGCGUUUGGUAUAACCAGCUUCCGGGGUGGUUGCAAAACGGUACAUUCACUCGCGCAGAGCUAGCACUCAUUGUCGAGCGUCAUUGCUUCGAACUCGUGAACCACUACCGCGGCCAAGUCUACAGCUGGGACGUUAUCAAUGAGCCUUUCAACGAUGAUGGCACCUGGCGCUCGGACAUCUUCUACAACACGCUGAACACAACCUAUAUCCCAUUGGCGCUCCGCGCGGCUCGUCUUGCGGACCCUGGGGCGAAACUCUACAUCAACGAUUACAACAUUGAGGGUACCGGCGCAAAGGCAACGGCCUUGAAGAAUCUCGUCAAGGAUCUCAAGCAACAUGGCGUGCCCAUCGAUGGCGUCGGGAUCCAGGGCCACAUGAUCGUCGGCGAGCUCCCUACGACGAUCCAGCAAAACAUGGAAGAGUUCACAGCGCUCGGGAUCGAGGUCGCCGUCACCGAGCUCGAUAUCCGCUUCGACGCCCUGCCACCCACCGCCGAAGGGCUCGCACAACAGAAGGCUGAUUAUGAAACAUUCGUGCAAGCGUGCAAUGCCGUGCCGAGAUGUGUUGGCGUCACGGUCUGGGAUUUCACUGAUAAAUACUCAUGGGUUCCAAGCACGUUCCCCGGCCAGGGUGCCGCUUGUCCUUGGGACGAGAACUAUACGAAGAAGCCUGCCUACGACGGUAUCAUCGAGGGAUUUCGGUCCAAGUAGUGUAUACAUCUCGGUCUCUCAGUAUAAAUCACAGUGAAUUAUCAAUUGUUCAAAAUCUAUAACUGAAGGAAUGGACUAGUAAGUGCUAUCUAAGGGCGAACAGUCGUAAUUGCAUGUGACCGCUCCACUUAG
Dichomitus squalens LYAD-421 SS1 is the source of this 1456-nucleotide messenger RNA. Its product is annotated as endo-beta-1,4-glucanase. Lineage: Eukaryota; Fungi; Basidiomycota; Agaricomycetes; Polyporales; Polyporaceae. Gene Ontology annotation, molecular function: hydrolase activity, hydrolyzing O-glycosyl compounds. Gene Ontology annotation, biological process: carbohydrate metabolic process. Bases 272 to 1324 code for a protein of 350 amino acids. The record is from RefSeq and is a predicted model, not a curated record. The transcript is spliced from 7 exons.